CGGCACCCGGAAGUCGGCGGCUGCGGCGGCGACCCCGUGACACGUGUGGCCACGCCCCCACAGGGACUUAUGUGCAUCAUCUUCUUUAAGUUCGACCCUCGCCCUGUUUCCAAAAAUGCGUACAGGCUCAUCCUGGCCGCCAACCGGGACGAGUUCUACCACCGGCCGUCCAGGGCCGCGGACUUCUGGGGGGACAACAACGAGGUCCUCAGCGGGCUGGACCUGGAGGAGGGCAAGGAGGGCGGCACGUGGCUGGGCGUCAGCACGCGGGGCAAGCUGGCGGCGCUCACCAACUACCUGCAGCCACGGCUGGACCCGGACGCCCGGGGCCGAGGUGAACUCGUGACCCAGUUUCUAACCUCGGACAUGGACAGCUUGUCCUACCUGAAGAAGGUCUCCGCAGAGGGCCACCUGUACAACGGCUUCAACCUCCUAGCGGCCGACCUGAGCACGGAGAAGGGAGACGUCAUUUGCUACUAUGGAAACCGGGGGGCACGUGAACCUGUCGUCCUGGCUCCAGGGACCUACGGGCUGAGCAACGCGCUGCUGGAGACGCCCUGGAGAAAGCUGUGCUUUGGGAAGCAGCUCUUCCUGGAGGCCGUGGAGCGGGGCCUGGCGCUCCCCAGGGAUGCCCUGGUUGCCCAGCUCCUGGACGUGCUCAACAACGAGGAGGCGCAGCUUCCGGACCCGGCCAUCGAGGACCAGGGCAGGGAGUUGGUGCAGCCCAUACUCAGCAAGUACGCGGCUGUGUGCGUGCGCUGCCCAGGCUACGGCACCAGAACCAACACGGUCAUCCUCGUGGACGCAGAAGGGCACGUGACCUUCACAGAGCGCAGCAUGCUGGGCACAGACCCCUCCCGCUGGGAGACCAGCACCCACGCGUUCAGGCUGCAGAGCUAACCCGCACCCGGGUGUGGCCGGGGCUCCCUGGAGGCCCUGCCGCAGGUACUGCCCGUGACCGGCCAGCACCCGCCAGGGCGAGAACCCUCUGAUGUGUGUGCACUGUCUGCGGCCCCGUGUCUAGCGCAGGGUCCAGCCUGUACCAGUGGAAAUGACAGAGGCCCGUGGCCAGGUGUGCGGCGGGCCCAGGUGUGCCGUGCUUCCCCGCCCGUGCGCAGAGGCACACGCACCACACACACGCACGCGCACACUACAGGCAGUAGACGUGUGCACACGUGCUCAGACACGCAGACGCUCAGGCAUGCACACCCACGCGAGCCAGACACACAGAGGUGUGGCUCUCACCCCCACACGUGCUUCUGCCCAGUGAGUCUUGCGGUGGUUCAGACAUGAGUGCACGUCUGUUUCAAAGCGGCCCCUCCUCUCCUGGGCGCAGCCAGUUCCUGACCAUCAUCCCUGCUCUUAGAGAGGAGACUGGCCACGUCUGGAAGGAGGAAAGCCUUCUCCAUCGCAGAGGCACAGCCUGCUGGGUGGGUCCAGUGGUUCUGCAGGCGCUGGGGGGGGGGGUCCCGUGCGUGGGGCCCCCUCAGCAGGCUCUCAGGUCUCCGCCUGCCCAGGGGGGUUCACGGGUUCCGGGCAGGCCCAUCUCAGGGUGGGGACACAGCUGCCCCUGCCAUUUCCCUUCUCCCAGGGAGUUAAACUCCACAGGACUCUGUGCUUGAAUGUGAGACGCUGAUAAUAAAACUCUGAGGCCAUGGUGA
Hippopotamus amphibius kiboko is the source of this 1661-nucleotide messenger RNA. It is a transcript of the gene TANGO2, whose product is annotated as transport and golgi organization 2 homolog. Lineage: Eukaryota; Metazoa; Chordata; Mammalia; Artiodactyla; Hippopotamidae. Bases 70 to 900 code for a protein of 276 amino acids. The transcript is spliced from 9 exons. Gene Ontology annotation, biological process: protein secretion; Golgi organization. The record is from RefSeq and is a predicted model, not a curated record. Gene Ontology annotation, cellular component: Golgi apparatus.